AUGAAGUACGUGGAAGAAGUGGUUCAAAUGAUGGGCGACACCCCAAGGAUACCCAGCGAAGAAGAGCGAAGGAAUUUCGUAUUCAAGCCCGAGGACUAUAGGGAUGCCGUUGUGAUGCCGUGGUACAGAAAUAUCGAGCAGCCAGUGUUUUACUAUGUUGCCGAGGUUAGGUUCGGGCACUGCCGUUGA
This is a messenger RNA of Cooperia oncophora, 189 nucleotides long. The record is from the annotation of a GenBank genome assembly. NCBI's taxonomy places the organism in Eukaryota, Metazoa, Nematoda, Chromadorea, Rhabditida, Trichostrongylidae.